Messenger RNA from Colletotrichum karsti, 1134 nucleotides. Its product is annotated as SET domain-containing protein 5. Gene Ontology annotation, molecular function: protein binding. Bases 1 to 1134 code for a protein of 377 amino acids. The transcript is spliced from 2 exons. The record is from RefSeq and is a predicted model, not a curated record. NCBI's taxonomy places the organism in Eukaryota, Fungi, Ascomycota, Sordariomycetes, Glomerellales, Glomerellaceae.
AUGAGAUCGUCUCAAGUGUUGAUGUGGCUUUGUCUCGCCGCAUCGCAGCAUCCCCCCGCGGUACUCGGCUACGACGGCAGCAGCAGCGGUGACGCGCAGGUUCGCGAUCGUAUAUGCGACUCGGAUUCAUGUCGACAUCAUGACGGCGAGAAGGGCCAUCUGGGGCUACUGGACACGAGUGACUUCCCUCUCGCGGAUGGGAGCAUACCAGACGGGCUGGGCGAUUCCGAGGAAGUUCGCGUCCGCUACGGAACAAAUCUCAAAUCAGAAGAUGGGAUAUGGGAAGUACGGCCGUCGCCGGGCAAAGGCCUAGGCGUCUUCGCGCGGCGCAAGAUCCCCAAGCACACCAUCAUCAUCGACGAGACGCCGCUCUUCACCGUCGACCCCGGCAGUCUAGUCAGCGGGCAGGGGUUCGCGUUCGACACGAUCGCCACGGCCGUCGACGAGGCCUUCGAGCGCCUCAACGCGACGGCGCGGGCGGCGUACCUUUCGUGCCCGGAGAACCGGGACGCGGACGACGCCAAGUUCAGCCGUGAGGCGCUCAUCUUCCGGACGAACGGGUUCACGAUGGCGGGCGGGACGAUCGGGAUCUUCCCGCGGAUCGCGAAGCUGAACCACGCGUGCCGGCCCAACGCCGCGAGCGUGUCGGUCGGCGGGAGGAGGGUGAUCUGGGCCGGGCGGGACAUCGCGGCCGGUGAGGAGGUGACGGCCACGUAUGCGCCGCUCACGGAGACGACGGAGGCGAGGAGGGCGAGGCUCGCGCAGUGGGGGUUCACGUGCGACUGUCAGUCGUGCGCGGCGAGGGACGGAGGGGAGGGGGCUGCUGAGGACCUAAAGAGGGUUGAGAUGAAGAGGUUGACGGGGUUGGUGGAGCAGGAGCUCGGGAGGGAUGAGUUCGGGGGCGACGUGUUGCCCCUCGCGGAGAAGUUGGUGAAGCUUGUUGAGGAGGUCGGGCUGGUCGACUACCUCAGCAAGGCGUACAAGUAUGCGGCGUAUUCUGCGUCGCGGGCGGGGAAGUACGGGGCGGCGAGGAAGUGGGCGAAGAAGGAGUUGAAAGUUCAUGAGAUUGCCGACGCCGAGUCGGUCUACGCCAAGCAAACGAGGGAAUUCCUGGACUCACUUCCUUUGUUUUGA